Symbiodinium necroappetens is the source of this 1212-nucleotide messenger RNA. NCBI's taxonomy places the organism in Eukaryota, Dinophyceae, Suessiales, Symbiodiniaceae. The record is from the annotation of a GenBank genome assembly.
AUGAGCUGCUGGCAUCUGGUGGCUAUCUUGGGCUCAAAGGAAGGACACCCUCUGCUUUGGAGUAAAGUUGUUGUUUGGUGCGGCGCCUUUUGGCCACCGAGCAACCUCGCCGGCGGUGCACAGGACAUCGAGGCGGGAGAAAAGAUGAUCCGAACGGGGUGGUCACGGCUUACAACCGGAUGGGGCACAACCACUUCUGCAGAGAGCGCAGCCAUAGAACAGCUCAUCAGUACCCAUCGGGCGCUUCUCCUAGACGGAGGACGUGCCGAGGUGGGUAGCGAAGCUGGCUACAGUGCCUGCGCCAUCUUUCUAAGUGCGGUAGAGACUACGGCCAAGACGUUUGGACUUGAGGCUGCUCCGCGUGCCUACCGCAAAAGGUUCUCGGCGAACUACCGUGCACUCUUCCCAGACGACGCACGGCAUUACCGAGUGGACGUACUUGAGGCUAGUGCAGACCAGCAUUCUGCCAUUUGGGUCAACGGGGACAAGUUCGAACUGAGCCCAGAGGCGAUUUGCCACGCCGAAGCUUUGCAAAAGGCUUGGGCAGAGUUGUCCCAACUCGUCGAGUCCUGCGCCGGUCCCGACGGAAACACUGCCAGACAUCCGGCGCGAUCCGAUCUUUGUACAGUCCUGGAUGCUCUGGAUGCGGCCUGGGCAGGCUUCGAACACAAGUAUAUUGCUGAGUUGAUUGACAUCGAAGAGCAGGCUCGAAGGCUCAUCAUCAAGGCUGUGGAUCUGGAGGCCCGCCUAUCCAUGCUGGAGGAAAACGCGGGCAAAGGCAAAGAAAGUCAGGAUGUGCAGAGAGCGCUAGUGCAAGGGAUUGCGCAUCUCAACUCCGUUGCCAAUUUCCGGCGCAAGGGUCGUGAUGACUUGGGCUAUGACAUUUUGGAGUCUGCAGCCGCAGUCCUCAGCAGAUUCAGUCUCACCAGUAAAGAUAUCGUGGCAGCUGGCGAGGGCAAGGGCUUCGCAGCAGCUGCCAUCCAAGAUGCAGUGUCAAGAAGUGCCGGCGUGUCCAUGGCAGUGGAUGUGGUUGGCUCCUUUGAAGCGAUGCGCCGGUAUCUGCGAGAGGUGAAGAAGUGCCUCGAGCGAGUCGACCCGCAUCUUUGCAACAAUGUGGGGCUCGUCGCAAGGCUCGUGGACUGGGAGGAGAGCUGGGAGAUCGGUUCUCGGUACGUCCGGCAAACGGUGCUGUUUGACGCGAACAACGACGUC